Oncorhynchus masou masou (cherry salmon) is the source of this 2381-nucleotide messenger RNA. RefSeq names its product lysophospholipid acyltransferase 1-like. Gene Ontology annotation, cellular component: membrane. Gene Ontology annotation, biological process: lipid modification. The record is from RefSeq and is a predicted model, not a curated record. Lineage: Eukaryota; Metazoa; Chordata; Actinopteri; Salmoniformes; Salmonidae. Gene Ontology annotation, molecular function: acyltransferase activity.
GACCUACUCCUUGUGAACAUUCAACACAACUGUGUCACGUUCAGAAAGUAGAUCAGUAGGUGGGAUAAUGUAGAGUUAUUAGAGGGGAGGGGGCCAUCCCAUCCGCCACCUACUGUUCCUGUUGCUCCUGCCUCAGUCCGUGAUACAACUGACAGCUCUGUACCACGCCUUGGUCGGCUACUGGCUAUAUUAGCAGUCAGCACUAAUUCUCGCAUAUUAGCCAACCGUCACAAUAGCAUAUUGUUGUUAACUACGACUGCACAGAGAGGACUUCGAGUUUUUCUUGAGUCGGCAUAAAUGCUCGGGAUGUAUUUCAAUCAAUGAACAGCAAUGAGAUUGUAGAAGCGCUUUAUUUUUUUCUUUGGUAAAACAUUUCUUUCUUUCUUUAUUUUUUACGGAGGAGCGACUUCAAACCUUUACCAUGCAUAAUGGACGAGUUGACAACUUCUUCGUUUAAAACUACCGGUUCCAAAUGGUUGCUUCCAGUCAGCGAUUUCUUUGGAUUCCCAUUGGAUCAGGUGAACUUCUUGGCAUGUCAGGUGUUUGCCCUUGGUGCAUCCUUCUGGUUCCGUCUUUACCUCAGCCCUCAGUUUUCCAGCCCCGUGGUCCGCCAUGCUGUCGCCACACUCUUUGGCCUCUCCUUUGUCAUAUUCUGUUUCGGCUGGUAUGCAGUCCAUAUCUCUGUCUUGGUGAUGGUCUGCUACAGGAUUCUGGUCACAGCUGACAUCCACAACAUUCACAGGUAUACUAUGAUCACGGCCGUCAGCUACCUCGCAGUGUGUCAGGUGAGCAGAGUCUUCAUCUAUAACUAUCCUAUCCUCUUAACAGACUUCUCUGGGCCGUUGAUGAUAAUUACCCAGAAAACCACUAUGUUAGCUUUUCAAGUGCAUGAUGGUAUGUGUAAAAAGCGCGAGGACCUCACGGCCAAUCAGAGGCUCCAUGCUGUAGACUCCAAGCCGUCUCUGAUAGAAUACCUGAGCUACAACCUGAACUUCCUCAGUAUCCUGGUCGGACCCUGCAGUCACUAUAAGGACUACAUAGACUUUAUAGAGGGGAGACACAUUCAGAGGAGGCUGAGAAGGCUUUCAGCGUCCAACACUGGACAGAAUGGAUAUGAUAAAGUCUCAGAGCCCUCACCUAUGGCUGCUGUCACACGUAAACUGCUGAUCUGUGGCGUGUGCAUGGUUUUGUUCCUGACCCUCACCAAAGCGUUCCCCGUCACGUAUAACGUUGACAGCCAUUUCGUCAACGAGGCACCUUUCCUGACCAGACUGACGUAUGCCGCCUUCUCUAUACAAGCCGCUAGACCCAAGUUCUACUUCGCCUGGACUUUAGCGGAUGCCAUCAACAACGCAGCAGGUUAUGGUUUUAAAGGUGUGGAUGAAGCUGGACAGGUGUCCUGGGACCUCAUCUCCAACAUCAGUAUCUGGGGGAUUGAGACAGCAACUAGCUUCAAGAAGUUCAUAGAUAACUGGAAUAUUCAGACUGGUGUUUGGCUCAAAACUGUGUGUUACGACCGUGCUCCCCGUUACCCCACAGCUCUGACCUUCAUCCUGUCAGCUCUAUGGCAUGGAGUUUACCCCGGAUACUACUUCACCUUUAUUACUGCUAUACCCAUCACACUGGCAGCUAGAGCUGUCCGUAAGAACGUCCGUCAGUAUUUCCUGUCCUCUUAUCCUGUGAAGCUUGUCUAUGACGUAGUGACCUGGGCAGCUACUCAGCUGUGUAUCUGCUACACCGUCAUGCCCUUCUUACUGCUGGCAGUAGAACCUACCAUGCAGUACUACAGGUCAAUGUACUUCCACAUUCACAUCAUCAGUAUUCUGACUGUGAUUGUACUGAGCCAGAGCCACAAACCAAGAGGCAGCAGCAGCAGCAACGGCACCAAGCCUGGACCAUACGAGCCUCAUCCCCAGGCCCAGCCUCAGCUCCAGCCCUCCAACAACAACGUGAAAAGAAAGUGAAGUGUCCCUCUGUGUGUGGAGGCAGCCAGAGACCUGAAUGGGCCCACUGGGUCAGACAAAGACGUCUCUGUGUGUCCACAACAAAGAGAGAGCUCAGCGGGGUGUAGGGGGGGCUCAGAGGGGCCGAGGGACUGUGCCUGCUGGCUGGUCGGCCUUGCCACCCUGUACAUCCAACACUUUUACUGCCAGGCUCCUAAAAGGCCUCUCUCUGCCCUGCUUGCCAAUUCUCUGUUCUUUCUUUCCAAGUGUGCACUUGUUCACUUCCCUUCAUGGAUCUGAAAGGGAAGGACUGGCAUACGAUCUCCCUCUAGUCCAGCCCAUAAACUCACCAAUACAACACUUUUAGUUCAAUGUGUGGGAAGCUGUGCACAAGUGAGAUGGUAUACUUCAGGAGAAAGAUCUGAGAAUUGGACAGAC